Messenger RNA from Fusarium verticillioides 7600, 3291 nucleotides. RefSeq lists its product as hypothetical. Gene Ontology annotation, cellular component: P-body; nucleus; CCR4-NOT core complex. The transcript has 3 exons. Lineage: Eukaryota; Fungi; Ascomycota; Sordariomycetes; Hypocreales; Nectriaceae. Gene Ontology annotation, biological process: nuclear-transcribed mRNA poly(A) tail shortening; regulation of DNA-templated transcription. The record is from RefSeq and is a predicted model, not a curated record. Bases 903 to 2522 code for a protein of 539 amino acids.
GCAAUAUUGGCCAGUGUUUACACCCACUGUUUGGCUUGCCAAUUCAAUAUUACACACACAUGUCAUGCUUACAGAUUGACUAACCAUAUUCCACUAUUACAGCCUUUUCAGGCCUGUAAAUGCUUGUUCAACCCUCAAUUUCCACUGCAACACGUUUCAGCAGCUAACCGCGCCUCGCCCCAGUGAAUCGCGGCCCCUCAGCCAAUCACGACAUCGCGGUUCUUUAGCCUCAUUGGAUGGCUGCACCUCCCACCUUGAACUAACCUUAACUAACCACCAAAUCAGUCCUGGCCAGCCUCACUCUCUCCAACAACCACAUCUCAUCUACCAUCGGCUCCCGGCAUUGAUGCUCAGGACGACGGACACUGUAUUAUCACCCUAUUAUCAUUAACGACGACUAUUGGAUCGCCCCCCGCGACGCGCCGUUAUAUCAUAAUAACCCUUCCCUGCGCUGCCACAUCUUCCCGAACGGUGCUGGCAGAGACGCACAACAACCCGAAUCGACAACAGUCGGGCGACAAGAUCUAUACGAGCGACUAGACGCUGCGCCCGAGUGGCCGCAUUUUUUUACUCAUAAUGGCGGCGAGGAAACUGGCCCAAGAGGUCGACAAGUGCUUCAAAAAGGUCUCCGAGGGUGUGGCUGAAUUCGAAGCUAUUUACGAAAAGAUCGAACAAUCGAGUAAUCCUGCCCAGAAGGACAAGCUAGAAGAUAACCUGAAACGCGAGAUCAAGAAGCUCCAGCGACUGAGGGAUCAAAUCAAAACAUGGGCCGCCAGCAACGACAUCAAGGACAAGGCUCCCUUGCUGGAGCAUCGCAAGCUGAUCGAGACGGUUGGUCCCCGCCACUGACAACGGAAUGCCAUCCAGUAUUUUUAUUGACGGUUGUAUCCGGUUUUUAGCAAAUGGAAAAGUUCAAGGCCGUGGAGAAGGCCAUGAAGACGAAAGCAUACUCCAAAGAAGGUCUAUCAGCUGCCGCCAAGCUCGAUCCCAAGGAGCAGGCAAAGGUUGAGGCCAGCGAAUUCUUAAGUGGCAUGGUCGACGAGCUGGAACAGCAAAUCGAGACACUCGAGGCAGAGGGCGAGUCGAUACAAGCGACCAUGAAGAAGGGCAAAAACAACAACACCAAGGCCGAACGCAUCGCCGAAAUCGAACGCAUUAUCGAACGACAUAAGUGGCACCAGGGGAAGCUGGAACUUAUCAGGAGAUCCUUGGAGAACGGCGGAGUUGAACCCGAGCAAGUGACCGACCUAGAAGAGAGCAUUCGAUAUUAUGUGUCGGAUGGCAUGAACGAAGACUUUAUGGAGGAUGAGGAGAUGUAUGAGGAGCUCGACCUCGAGGACGAGGAAGGUACCUAUGGCAUGGCCGCGGACAACGAGAAGAACUCUUCUCUGGAUGCGCAAUCUGUGCAAGAGGACCUUACGACCGACAAUGACUUGCCAAAGACACUGACGAGAAAGGCGCAGAAGGAGGCUGACCCAGUACGGAGGACAUCUUCUCAGACAAAGUCCCCUUUACCUGCACUCGCGACGCUCCAUGCUCCGUUACCGACUAUCAGCAAUAGCAAUUCCGGUACGCCGGCUAUGAAGCCAGCAUCAGUACCUACAAGGCCCGCCGGAGAAGGACUCAAGUACGCUUCAGCUGCCGCUGCCGCCGCCGCGAGCGAUAAGAACAACGUUGGUAUCUCUCCGCUGCCUCCGCCCCCUGGUGCCGCAUCAUCAAGCAUAUCCCCAUUGCCGCAAGCCCGAAGCAGCGCGACCAACUCUCCUGCUACAUCCUCUGCCCAGCCCGCGUCUCAACAACCAGAGUCAAAGCAGCCCACGCCAGCUCCUGCUCCUGCCGAGCCAGAACCUGUAUCUGCGCCAGCCCCUGUACCUGUCACCACGAAACAGUCCAAGCGAUCAAAGGCUGCUGGCAAACAAGCAGCAGCCCCCGAGGCCGCUCCAUCUUCAAAGGCUCCAAGGACAAAUGGUACAGCCAAUGGUGUCAAGCAGACCGAGGAAGAGGAAGAAUGCAUCUACCACUUACCAGCAUCGUUACAAGAUCUCGUUGACACAUAUGAGACGUCGAGAAAGCGGCCGUAUCCCCCAUCUGCGCCAUCAGCUCUGCGCAUGAUGACUGCCAGCCAGGCCAGCUGCCCCGAUAUUGUGGAUGCCGAUGUUCCACGAUCAUACCGACCCGACCAACCGGUACCCCCAACAGGGUCAGGAUUUCCCCGCGAGCCACUUGCUAUCUUCGAUGACCCGCGGUUGUACUCCCGUAUGGACCCUGAUACUCUGUUUUAUGUAUUCUACUAUAAGCAGGGUACUGCCCAACAGUACAUGGCAGCUAAGGCUCUGAAAGAUCAAAGUUGGCGAUUCCAUAAGCAGUAUCAGACUUGGUUUCAAAGACAUGAGGAGCCUAAGAACAUCACCGAAGACUUUGAGCAAGGCACAUAUCGAUUUUUCGACUAUGAGAGCACAUGGAUGAAUCGACGCAAGGCUGACUUCAAGUUUGUCUACAAGUUCCUUGAAGAUGAGGUCUAAUCGAGGGUGCUUCUUCAAUGGAGAUUUAAGUCCAUUGGCCGUGUAUGAGAAAUAUGGGACGGAGCUAUCGGUUUUGGUUGGACGCACCUUGGUUUUGUGAACUCCUGGAGAGGGCGUAUUAAGAGCACAGAGAGAGUAAGAAAGGACUUAGGCGGCAACCUCAUCUUGCUUUCAUCGUCAGCUUUUGAUGUGCUUUCUGGCGCAGGUAAAUAUGCAACAUGCUAUGCGGGGCGUUAUCAACCUCAUUGUUUGAGAUAUGAAUACGAACCUUUCGAGUGCAGGGCUGUCGCCCUGAACUACUAUUCUGCCGAGGUGUAUGGUCAAAUGUGUGUGGCUCGUUUGCCUCGUUAUAUCCGUGAUCAAUGUCUUCCCGAGAGGAACUGGUUCCUUGGAUGGUCUAGACCCUCUGCAGCUCGACAGCCUCUCUUUCAGCCAGCGCAGCCUCGGACUCGGUAGACGUUAGGGCAAGGCUCUCUUAGUGACGUACAGUGAUGUGAGGUGUUCCAUUCCUCCGUGACUGACCGCACGGUGCCUGCAUCGACGUGGCACGUCCUGAGCUGUAGCAAAGGUGAAGCGUUCAGACUAGUGAAAUUUGAGGUCAAGUUGGGUGAACAACCCAAUAUCUGAGGGCUACUACAUUGCUGCCCAAAAGCCGAGGAAUGAGUUAAGAGUAUUGGAUUUCGCGACUACUUGAAUGUAGAUAGACCCGGUCUCCAUAGGAAGACGGUGAGACACUCUUUGGGUUCAUCAAGUUUCCUCUUCUUGUUGU